Aspergillus fumigatus Af293 is the source of this 1818-nucleotide messenger RNA. It is a transcript of the gene samB, whose product is annotated as MYND-type zinc finger protein MUB1. Gene Ontology annotation, cellular component: MUB1-RAD6-UBR2 ubiquitin ligase complex. NCBI's taxonomy places the organism in Eukaryota, Fungi, Ascomycota, Eurotiomycetes, Eurotiales, Aspergillaceae. The record is from RefSeq and is a predicted model, not a curated record. Bases 1 to 1818 code for a protein of 605 amino acids. The transcript has a single exon. Gene Ontology annotation, biological process: ubiquitin-dependent protein catabolic process; establishment or maintenance of cell polarity.
AUGCGGGAGGUGAACUUCAACAUUCCCAAUGUUAACAAAGCCUCUGUCAAUAUUACUACAACCCUAUAUGACCGGCGGGCCCUCGAUUGCACAUCAACCUUACCCCUCAUAAACUCUCUCAAUCAUCUUGCAUAUCUCACUACAUCCUCUGCCCGUAUUCGCGAUAUUCUCACCGUCGAUGGCGGCAUUGAAAGACUUGUGUGCAUCCUCAAAGAAGGCCGGAGCAGGGAUCUCAUGGAGAUGUGGAAGUGGAGUCUGGCCUUUCAAUGUGUUGUGAAUAUCGGAGUGAGAGGUUCGGAAAGUGUGAGAACAAGGGUUGUCGAGGCCGAUAUGGUGCCGGUAAUUGCAACGAUCCUGGAUAACUACAUCAAGGUUGUCGACAAGGCACGAGCCCGGGCCGAUUCCGAGUCUCAAAGACAGUCAUCCAGACAUCAUUCGAAAGCUGUGCCAACAUCAAAUGAUGUAUCUGGACGUCCGUCCUUCCUGGAACAGCCAUUGACAGCUGAACAGCGUACCUCUCGUCGCCACGCCCCCCCUAGUAUCGAAAUCCCACCCCAACCUUUCUUCCAGGAAAACCAUGUCGCUGAUUCGAACGUGCUGGAUGUUACCUCUCCGUCUCGAGUGCCGAUGACCUCACCGCCUGAGAGAAGCGCUUUCGGACAAGAUGUACACCACCGUAGAACAAAUGACGGCCGCUUUGCACAUGGCAACCACCGACACAGAAUGCAGCCUUUGGCCACAGCAUUGCCUUCAAUGGAUGCUACUGAUGGCUUCGGUCUGCGGCCCGUGCGUGAUAAUGAGCGGUUACCAAGCAUGCUUCCUGGCUUCCACACCGGACUCACUUCUCAGCCAGAUUCUCCGACAACCCCCAAUGCUCCUGUACAGCCUCGAAGCAGCGCACAGGCUACAAUUGCGAGGCAACGUCCGUCGUUGAGACAGCAGCAGUCAGCAUCGGGCGAAUCCGAUGAUGGAAACGGAGACGGUUCUACGAUGGAUGAAGAUCCUGCUUCCACAGAGGCAGCUGAGCCUAUCGUUGGACUGCAGAAUAGAAUGGACAUCGAUGACGUCGGCGACAGAGACACGAUACUAGGCGGCGUUUCUGAUUCACACGAUCUCACAGUAACAGAUCCAUCCGAAGAGCAGGAAGCCGAGACCUUCAACAUCACACACCGUUCCACAGUGGACGGCAGCAUGAUCAAUACCGACAACGCCCAAAAUAAUGCCGCUCUGGGGUUAUCCCCUACCCAGGCAGCUGAUAACGCCAACUCCCCUGCUCUUGUCCCUAGCCCUUACUCACUAUACUUUCGCGAUCGAACAACCACAGCCGCUCAUGGUGUUUUGACAACUAUGCCCAGAGACGAGGACGUUCUCAUGUCCCUCCAACUUUUGGCUUAUGUCUCCAAGUACUGCAACCUCCGGUCCUACUUCCAGCACUCUCAUUUCGUCCCGAAACUCAAGAUUGAUCGCGAACUUCAAAUGCUAGAGGAAGGAACAUCUCCAAUUGAGUUUCCUGAAGAUGAGGACGAGUAUCUGCUUCCUGAUGAUGUCAACAUCUUCCCUCUAGUUGAGAAAUUUACCGUCCGUCACCACUCAAAAGACAUGCAGUACUGGGCUUGCGUGGUCAUGCGGAAUCUUUGUCGUAAGGACGAAUCUAGAGGAGGUAUCAGGCAAUGUGCAUACUACAAGUGCGGAAAGUGGGAGGAGUUUCAGCGUCAAUUCGCAAAGUGCCGCCGUUGCCGCCGCACCAAAUAUUGCAGCAAAGAUUGUCAAAAAGCAGCGUGGGUUUAUCAUCGUCAUUGGUGCCACACCACGCCCUGA